AUGGCAACAUCGCGAGAUUACAGUAAAUCAGUGAUAGCCGCAUCGGACGAAAUCAAGGACAUAUUUUGUGAACCUUGUGUUGGUGAUGGAAAACAGAUAGAAGCAGAAGGAUUUUGUGUGGACUGUUCAGAAUAUCUAUGUGGACAAUGUUAUAACAGUCACGGGAGAUUUAAAGCGUUCAAACACCAUGUGCUCCAGGAUAAGAAAAAUAUGCCUGUUGAUGUAGCAAGAACAAGUGUACUUGAUGUGUGCGUAGAAAAGUGUUCUAAACAUCCAACAAAGGUCACUGAAUACUUUUGUCAGUCAUGUGACAUACUUGGAUGUAGUGCGUGCAUCACUACAAACCACCGCCAAUGCCAAAAUGUCGACCACGUACCGGACAUUGUUAUAGAUCUAGAAAGCAAAGAGGAAUUCAAAGAGUUUGUAGAAUACGUCGAUAAAAGAAUUACAAUGCUAAAAGAAAGAAAGGACAUUAUUAAUUCAAGAAAAUCUGAAGCAGAGGAAAUGAAAAAGCAGGCAAAAGAAGACCUCAAAAAUCAGCGUGAUAAGAUAAACACGUUUUUCGACCAACUUGAAUCUGAAAUGGACAAGAAGAUAACGGCUAUUGACAAAAAUAACAAGGAUACAUUAAAAGCAGCGUCAGACAGAUGUAGUAUCUUAAAUGAUGAACUAAACAAAAUGAAAAUUGUUGUCGAGACAAAUAGGAAAAAUGGACAAAAAUGUGAACUGUUCACAAAAAUGAAAAGAUCAAUAGUGGAAAUUGAAAAGCUUGACAGUCAGUUCGAAAUGCUGUAUGAAGAGAGUAAGAUACAAAGAUAUAAACUAAAACCAUCCACAAAGACAGAGGAAGUAAUAAAAAACACGACUGAAAUAUAUAGAAUGUUUACUGCAAAACUUGUUUCAGAGAUCGAUGUAAGCUCUUGCGAAGACAAGAUAAAACCACGUAUAGUUGGGAUGUCGGUGGUACAAGGACAUUACAUUACUGUUGCAGACAAUAACAAUAAAUCAGUUAAGAUAAUUGAUACUCGAAAUGGCAGAGUUACAUCAGUGAUAAGUUUGGACUGUAGUUUUGUUAGGAGUGUCUCAAAUGUCAAGGGCGAACAAAUUAUAGUUUUACUGACAUCAUAUCGACCUGAAUUCCAGAGUAAUCUUCUCACUCUGACUGUAUCAGCGUCCGGGGUGAUAAAUAAAGGUAAUGUGGUUGUUACAACUAUGAAAACAGCUUACGAUGUUGUUGUCAUUGCAAAACACCUCUAUGUGCUACAUAGAAAUGAAAUCAAAGUACUCGAUAUGCAUGGAAAUGUUCUGAAAACAGUAGGAUGUGACGACACUUCCCUUUCUUCUAUAGCUGUAAGUCCUAACAAGCAAACCAUUUAUUUAACAAGGUAUGAAAGUAAUCGCGUAGCGAGUAUGACCUUGGAUGGCAAGGUCACAGCGACCUACAAGGACAAGGAUCUCAAACAUCCCUGGGAUAUAACAGUAGACAACGAGGGCUUUGUUUAUGUAAGAAGUGAUGGAGGCAUUUAUCAGCUGGCAAAGGACUAUACCAAGGUUCAAAUUAUCUUAGACGACGUGUUUGGUAGAAGCAUAACCCACUCUGAUGCAGAUAAUAGACUCUAUGUGGGAGAAGUUGAGAAAGUGAAAGUGUAUGAACUGAAGUAG
This is a messenger RNA of Mercenaria mercenaria, 1662 nucleotides long. RefSeq lists its product as uncharacterized. Gene Ontology annotation, molecular function: ubiquitin-protein transferase activity; zinc ion binding. NCBI's taxonomy places the organism in Eukaryota, Metazoa, Mollusca, Bivalvia, Venerida, Veneridae. Gene Ontology annotation, biological process: positive regulation of DNA-templated transcription. Bases 1 to 1662 code for a protein of 553 amino acids. The transcript has a single exon. Gene Ontology annotation, cellular component: nucleoplasm; chromatin. The record is from RefSeq and is a predicted model, not a curated record.